Nothobranchius furzeri (turquoise killifish) is the source of this 6701-nucleotide messenger RNA. It is a transcript of the gene kcnab1a, whose product is annotated as potassium voltage-gated channel subfamily A regulatory beta subunit 1a. Gene Ontology annotation, biological process: negative regulation of delayed rectifier potassium channel activity; potassium ion transport; transmembrane transport. Gene Ontology annotation, molecular function: transmembrane transporter binding; potassium channel regulator activity; voltage-gated potassium channel activity. The record is from RefSeq and is a predicted model, not a curated record. Lineage: Eukaryota; Metazoa; Chordata; Actinopteri; Cyprinodontiformes; Nothobranchiidae. Gene Ontology annotation, cellular component: voltage-gated potassium channel complex; extrinsic component of cytoplasmic side of plasma membrane; membrane.
CAUCUAUUUAUCCCCGUGUUGGCUUUGGUUUGGAGCUGCAUCUGGGGGGUUUGCUAGAUCUGCAGAAAUUCGUCUUUUUAUCUCAACAAUGCGACUCCGAUUUAUAACUGCAUACAACUUUUUCAUGCAUUUGCAUGGACUGAAAAACAAGUCAGCCAAUUGUUUGAUUGGGUAACUUAUAUCGCAGAAGAAGCAAGACGAUAUGAAAGUUUACACACCUGUGACGGAAGGUAUUCAAAGAAACGCGGCUAACUUUUUAUAUCGUGGAAGGAAAUGACAAGAAAAGUGGGUUUGGAGGUGGCGAGUGGCUGUAUGAGGAGGUGGAGGAGAAUCAGGGACACAUCAGUUUGUGUUAAAAAGUCUCAAAUGUUCCCCAGAAAAGUGCUAAACCCUCUGUUGUCCCGAUGGGGAACUGCUUUACAACACUCCCCAGGAAACCUAAGGGUAACCAACAGAGGAGCUCUUUUAAAUAAGAAUGUGAAACUGAGGGGAUUUUCGUUGAUCCGAAGCCAAAUAAAAUUAAAAUAACUGAAAAGACAACAACAGAACAGUCCUCAGAUGGACCCAAUAAGAACCUGUUUGUAGGCUUAUAAGAAACUGCCUCUGAGUCCUAGGACUGGUUCUUCCUGCCUUUUAUAUGUAACAUCUAUAGAUGCCUUUUCUCUGCCAACACAUCAGAUUUGAAUCAGUGAGUGAUUACAAGGUUCCUACAGAACUUGAGAACAUGUGGAGUAGGUUUGAGUUUGGUUUGUUGGACUAGGGUGCAGAUGAGAAAAGCAGCCGAAGAGUAAAAAGACUUUAGAGACGGAUGAUAAAGGAACAACAAGAGGACCAGUAGUGGAAGAUAAACCGACAGCAGCUGAUGAGGGAGAGCGUUUUAGCUCCCCGAAGGUCUUCUUUGUGAGACGGAGCUGCCCUGCUGAUAGAAUCAACAACAACAGGAGGAAGAAAAACAUAUCCAAGCAUCCAAACAUCAAGCACUGAGCUAAUACCACAGAAACUGGGGCAGGCUCACAUCAGUGACACACAUCAACACUGAAAAGCCAAAAGGAAAAAGGAAGAAGAAGAUGGACAAAAGUGCCGAUGGCAGAAAUGUGGUGGUGCACCCACCCAGGACCAGAGAGCUACUGCCCCCCUCGUUUCUCUCUUCAUCCUUCCUCAUCUGUUCUCUGACCCUGUCCCCUCCUCCUUCACCCCCCUCCCCUCUCCUCUCACAUGGCAUUGCUAGCGCACCGUUCCCACAGUUAGAGCAGGGAGAGCGCAUCGCCCAGCUCACAUCUCUGCCUCUCUCCGCGCUUCUCUGGCAUUCCUCUGCUUCAUCUCUACCGCUGCUGGUUUCUACUCUGCAGCUCAAAUCCUGAAAGAAAGAAACAUCCUGAAGCUUCAGCAUCAGAAACAAGCAGAGAGAAAACCUGUGAGGGACUGAUCCUGUCAAGAACUGAGGAGUGAUUGUAUUUUUGUUCCAGGUUUUUGAUGACUGACCUGCACUUCUUCAAAGGAAGACUGGAAAAGGGAGAAGAAACGCUUUUGCAGGCUUGUUUUGGUUUGAAGAAUAAAGUGAUGCAUCAGCAAGACCACAGCCAGGAACUUGAAAAGUGAAGAGACGAGAACAUUUCCACAUCACAAAGGAAGCAGGCUUCCCUGUUUCCACACAACCUGUCCCACCUGCUGAAGCUCAGCCAUGCAGGUGUCCAUCGCCUGCACAGACCACAACCUGAAGAGGGGCAAUGGAGAUCACAGCAAGCAGAGCACCACCAGCCCCAACGUGGUCAACCAAGCCCGAGCCAAGUUCCGCACCGUGGCUAUCAUCGCUCGCAGCUUCGGCUCCUUCACGCCACGCCACAUCUCCCUCAAGGAGUCCACGGGGAAACACACGGGGAUGAAGUACAGGAACCUUGGAAAGUCGGGGCUCAGAGUAUCGUGUUUGGGCCUGGGUACGUGGGUAACAUUUGGAGGACAGAUAACAGAUGAGGUCGCAGAGCAGCUAAUGACCAUUGCCUAUGAGAGUGGGGUCAACUUGUUCGACACAGCUGAGGUCUACGCUGGCGGCAGGGCUGAAAUCAUUCUAGGAAACAUUAUCAAGAAGAAAUGCUGGAGACGGUCGAGUUUGGUCAUUACAACAAAACUUUACUGGGGAGGAAAAGCAGAAACAGAAAGAGGAUUGUCGAGGAAACACAUUAUUGAAGGCCUAAAAGGUUCUCUACAGAGGUUGCAGAUGGAGUACGUAGAUGUAGUCUUUGCCAAUCGCCCAGACAGCAAUACUCCCAUGGAGGAAAUUGUUCGAGCCAUGACCUACGUGAUUAACCAAGGCAUGGUGAUGUAUUGGGGCACAUCUCGGUGGACGGCCAUGGAGAUCAUGGAGGCUUACUCUGUGGCGAGACAGUUUAACUUGAUCCCCCCGGUGUGUGAGCAGGCAGAGUAUCACCUCUUCCAAAGGGAGAAGGUCGAGGUGCAACUGCCUGAACUUUACCACAAGAUAGGAGUCGGAGCAAUGACUUGGUCACCGCUAGCGUGUGGCAUCAUCACAGGGAAAUAUGAAAACGGCAUCCCUGAAGCUUCAAGGGCCUCCAUGAAGUCCUAUCAGUGGUUGAAAGAGAAAAUAGUGAGUGAAGAUGGAAGGAAGCAGCAGGCAAAGCUGAAGGAGUUGAACCACAUCGCAGAGAAGCUGGGUUGCACGCUGCCCCAGCUGGCUGUGGCGUGGUGUCUGAGAAAUGAAGGAGUGAGCUCCGUCCUUCUGGGAACAUCCAACCCUGAUCAGCUCACUGAGAACCUCGGGGCCAUACAGAUCCUUCCAAAGAUGACCUCUCAUGUGGUGUCAGACAUCGACCACAUCCUGGGUAACAGGCCCUGCACUAAGAAGGACUACCGCUCCUAGACCACGCCGACUCGGACACCAGCUACCUGCCUACACUUCGACCCUUGACCCUCUGAUCAGAGGGUCGCGUAUCCAUGGCUCUCCUCCUCCUCUGAGCCUGUUCAGCUUCAGACCUCUUCAGCCUGAAACAGACAGCAGCAUUGCACACCGUAACCAAGCCCAUUUGAGGCUUCUGCUUCGAUCAGAUUCAUCUCAGGGGCAGUCAUGCUCAGCCAAGAAAAGCUUAGACCUUCCUCAGCCUCAAACGCAACUUAGUAGAUUAGAGCUUUCCACCCCUGACCCGAGGUGUCUGCGUUUAGGCAACAGCACAUCAGAGAUCUAUCUAUGCAGAGCUUAGAGCAGCACGCGCUAAAGCUUCACCAUAACAAACAUCACAUCCAUGGGGUGGAUUUCUGUAUUUAAAUCACCUUUAGAUUUCAGUCCAGGCACACAGGUACAGCUGGGUUUUAGAGAUGUUUGUCAUUGGGUUGGCUCAUAAAGACAGAGAAGCAAUGCACAACUUCAAAUGAAAGUGCCUUGUUCAAAAGCACCUUGGUUAUCCACCGGUCCUCCUUGUACAGACCAGUCUAGUUCCAUAUCUGCAAUCUGAGGACAACAAUUCAUACUGGACACGUUUAUUUAUGAGAUUCCUGAAUGCAUCAACGCAAGCACGUUAGACCUAGAGAUCAGAUCUCAUGCAGGAGGGUGAGCCGAGGCUUCAGCUGCAUGCUGAGCACAAACCACUGAUUUCAUUACUAUGCUCUGCAGCGUGGCAAAAUAAAUUACCAUAAACUUUCACCUCCUUUGUUCGAGGUGCGAGUCAUGGGAUAAAACUUUAUCCUGUGGAACGUGGACUUUAUUGACAGCAAGGUGACCCGCUCAGACAGAGCUUCAUGAAUACGAACGAGACCUAAAAUAAUCUAACAGCUUGAAAAAAUGUAACCCAUUCCAUAGUUGUCACAGAAAUGUGCAAAACAUAGAUUUAGCCGCAGGUUGUGAGAACACAACAAGCAUGAGUCCCUGCUACGGUGUGCCUCUUUCUUCUUCUAAGUCUGACAAUGACUGCAAGCUUGCCGGACCUGUGACCCUGGUGAAGCAGAGGAUUGUGGGACGUGGGGGGAGAAGAAGUGGGGUUUGUUGCCCUUGUGUGGUGGUUUAAUGAAAGUACAACUCUGCUUCACAAAAUCAGAGAAAGAACAAACGCUGCCUUGCAAAAAAAAAAAAAAAAAAAAAAAAAAAAAGAUAGUGAGCACCAUAGUGAAGCUGUUUGUGCUUGUGAACUGAAACAGCAUCGCCGAGAUAAUAGAUACCUGAACGGAAGGGUGAACUGGUCUAAUUGUGGUUUGAAAUGGCACAAUGUGACAAAAAUCAUAGUAUUUAUUCUAAAGUAGACAUAGAAUCAGAUAUUUAUUUUGGCUUUUUAAAAUAUUUGCCUGUUUGAAGGUGUAUAAGACUUUAGGCCGUGUAUCUUUGUAAAAUAAAGAAGCCUCUGUUGCACAAGGCGUUACUGUAUGGUGAAUAUAAUAGAUGUAAUCAGAUGUAAAUAAGGUUAUUUUAUUGUUUGCUGGCAGAACCACUGCAUACGUUGCAGUUUGUGACCAUUUCAUCCCAUCCUCCUUCCUCGGACUGGCUUCAUAACCUCCAAGUGUUCUAUUUUUUUUGGUUCAGGUUGUAUUCUCCGUUGUAAACAAUACAAUGUCCAUAAGUAUUCAUAAUAUAAAGGAAAAAGCAUCAAGCUUAAAUGUUGCUCAUUUACUCUGAUGAGUUUUAUGGUUGUUGCCUUCAUGAAUUCUGGUUUUUAUUUUAUUUAUUUAUUUUUUUUUUUCAUCUGGGGAAAAAUAAGCCAUCGCUGGGAUCAGCAGAGAUAUGAUUCUUGGUGCACAUUUGUUGACUUGCACCCACAAAAAUUUCUGCAGCAUCCUCACUUUCAGAAGUCUAAACCCAGAUUAUGAUCCGAUUUAAAGACCAAGUUCACAGAGAUGAUUUAGCAUCCAGGAGACAGCAGAACACGUCACAGCUAGUAGAAGCUAACUGUUAGCAUUAGCAACUCCACAACAUGACAGAACUCCUCCAGACUUGUGUUAUUUGUGGAAGUAAAACAUUAACAUAGCAGAGCAAACCGAGUCAGUGGUAGAGUUGUGUUGCUGAUAGCCAAUCAGAGGUGAGGUGUCAGAAUAUCAGGAAAUAAUGCAUUUGAUUUACCUUGGAAGUCGAAUUGGGAAUGAUGUCACUUCCAAGCUAACCGCGUUCUGGUUACUGUAGUCAGAAAAGUCGGGAUUCCAAUAUGGAGACACCCUUGAAAACUGCUGUAUUGUUAGUUCUUAACAGACUAAUAAACACAUAAAACUCAUCUUAAUAAAAUAUUAGGAGAGAGAAGCUUUUAGUUGCAAGCGCUACAUAUAACAUUGAUUUUAAAUGCACUCAUAAGUGUGUCUUGUAAAAUUAACUUAUUUCAAACAAAACUGGACAUUUGGGACGUCGAGGUUGGAGUUCUGAAAUUCUUCCGAGUUUCCAACUGGGAGGUCCGUCUUUGGGGGCAUUUCAUUUGAUUUUUCCUACUUGGAAGUCUGGAUUUCGAGUUCUGAGGACAACACGAAAGCACCAUGACUCCAAAUCCUGUCGUCCUCUACUUCCUGAAACAGAAGCUUUGUUCCCACAGAGAUCGACUCACAAAACAUUCAUGUAUACACCUAUUUAUACCACUAAAAUGUAUUUAUAAAAUGACUGAACUUGGUCUUUAAACUUGCACACAACAGUAAUUGGCAGAAUCCCUGAACAUUUAGUUCAUAAUAAAGAUUUUUUAAUACACACGUGCAAGUCAACAUGGUGUCCCUUGGUUAGAGUCGGUGUUGCUGCCUGGUAGAGUGCCUUGACUUGAGUCCUGCUAAAGGAAACCCUUCAGGGAUGUCUUCAUCACAAGUUAGAAUAAAAGUAAAUAAGUGCAAAGUUAGAAACAGGAGUCAGUCACAUAUCAUACGUAUUUCAUCUGGAUUAUUAUGACCCAACACACAACCAGAAACGCCGUGUUAGUUUGUUCUGAAGUGACCUUCUGCAAGCCUAAACCCUGUUGGACAUCUGGAGCAGGAACCCUUCAGACCUGAGAGAUGGAGCAGUGAGGAGCAGACCGAACGGACAGAAAUAACUGGAUAGCAAAGAUGGUCUAGAUUAUGCGGCAAAAUAUGAAAUUGGGGUACCAUCGAUAAUCUGACCGCAGCGCAGUUAAUGUUUGAUCUGUUCAUCAGUUUCAGGGACUAUUGAGGGCUUUUCUGUCUGUAAUGAUAAGAUCCAAAAAUGUUGUCCAUGUCUGAGAUGUUUGAACAAGAAGUUACAAAUUAAUCUGAAACAGAACAUUUUCUUCCAGCUUUGUCCUUUUGUUUGGUAAUCUGACCGAUGUUAAUAUAUUUUCUCAAAGGUUUACUGUCCCGAAGUACCAAUGAAAUUGUGAAAAUCUCAGAUUCAAAAGUGUUUUUGUCAAAAACACCAGAAACUGAAAACUAGAUAAAGAAAAGAAAGGUGCUGGGUCAGUUUCAUAAAAUGACAAGUCAUUUUUCGAGUGGCUUUCGAACAAACUCAUUGCUUUGACUUAUCUGUGCCUGUGAGAAUCCCUCUCUUUGGAAAAAUAGUUGUUUUAGGUCAAACUUUAGAACUCAAUACAAGCCCCCAAUAAAUAUGAAACUAUUUAAAACUAAUUUCUGAGCAAUGCUUUUAUUUUGAAGGGAAAGAAGUCAACUUAAUUAUUAAAUGUAUAAUCCAUUUCUACCCAAAGAUCCUGUUAGAACUAAAUUAACUAUUACAGAUGAAACAUGGAGAGAAAAGACUCAACACUGAUUUUUAUUUUCCUGUUGAU